AUGCAGAAGAACAAUAAGAAGAACCGAGUCCAGAACAUGGGCCAGCAGCAGAGAGCUCUAGCCUGCACGUCCUUGACCAAACCAAGCAACAAUAUCGCAUUGCUCACAGAAAGUCGAUCCCAGCUCUACCCUCUAUCAGCUUGGGCAGAUAGGGCAGCCAGCGCCUUCGGUACCAUAGGCCGGGGAACCCCGUUCCUCUUCGGACCGGCCGCGGCUAUCAGCCUGGCCCAGAUCGAAGCCCAGCUAGCUCUGCACCAACUGAGCAUCAUCGCCGCUGCCAGUAACCACGGCAACCAGCAACUGGCCCUGCUCAACCUUCUCCAGCAAGCAGCUGCCAACAACAUCGCUCAGCCGCUCGCCCCCAUCAUGUACCAGCCUCAGCAACGGGGGGCGCCCUUCAACAGGCCCAGGAUCAUGCCAUACCAACAACAACAACCGGGGCACUCUACGGACGGCAACAACAUGGCCCAGAUGAACAGCUACCAGGCGGGUCAGUUCCCGCCGCAAACACGGCUACCCGAGGAGCUGGAGUCGGCGAUCUCUGUCCGCGUUCAGGGCGGGAGGGACGAGGACCACCGACUACUCAACCAGAAUACCCAUAUCUCCCGGCAGCAUUGUGUAGACCCCCGCCUGCAUGGGGACGGUCAGGGUGAGAGUUCAGAGACUGGCUAUUCUAACAGCAACAACCUUGUCUCGCUCUCCUGCGAUGACCAGCAGAAUCAGAUGCAAGAUGUGGACUGGUCUAACUACCAGACUCCCAGUAAACUCUUUGGUCUCAAUCAGCAGCAGCACCUUCAGCAAUCCUCCCACUCUCAUGCUAACCCCAACAGUGGGCAUUCAGGAGGGGGCAUGCAAAGUUGGAAUGCUCCUGUUUCUGAACCGGGUCGUCCACCGGGUGGAAACAUGCAGGGUCUGUACGUACCCGAGAGCGCAGGCAGUAUCCUGGCCGGCUUCGGCUUGUCAAACGAUGACCUGGAGGUUCUCAGCCACUACCCUGAUGACCAACUAACUCCAGACACUCUGCCCUUCAUCCUACGUGACAUACAGAUACACAAAACAAACAGAAACACAGGCCCUCCUGCGUUCUCUCAAACUCUCCCUGCUAUUCCUAACCUGCCGCCACCGCCUAGUCUUUCUUCACCACAGCGGCAUCCUGCACAUUCAUGUACGACCAACAUCCCAAGUUUUCUGAGUGUGACGCAAACGGCGGGUAAAGUUAUCGACUACGGCCACGCGAGUAGGGCGGCGGACGAGGGUAGAGACUCUUACAAACGCGAGCUACCGCCUAAGGAGAGAGCGACUAAACCAGAGUCAAAGCCCACCGGUUCGUCUUUGAAACGUAAAGCUGAAUCCCCAAGGCGGCACCACUCGCACGACGACUCCUCCGACUCAAAGAAAGACAAAGACUACAGGAGGCGUGCCCCAAUCCCCGACGCUCAGAAGCACAAAAGAACGCCCGUCAGAGAGCCGCCAUCGAGAUCUCGUUCGGAGCGCGAAGGGUCGAGAACAAGGCCACAGUUCGAAGCCAGGAGUGAGUCGUCAAAAUCAACCAGACCCUCCGGUGCCAAACGCAGCUCUAGCGCCACCAAGAGGCUCCCAACACCCACCAUGAUAGGUGAUUUCUUGGCGGACCCUCCGAAGUUGUAUCCCCACACCUGCUCCCUGUGCGACAUGCAAUGUGAACGGGCUAAGGUAUCCAGACUGGAAUCCAAAUGUCCCAAGGAGGGACCCGUCUCAAGGUCAGGAUGCCUGUGCCACCUGGCAUUCCCUAGAACGCUCUCCCUCCCGCUCAGUCUCCCGUUCCCUGUCCUGGUCCCCUCCCCCAACCCCCCUCCUGACCGAAGCAGAAGGAUCUCUCCGCCCACCUCCCAUGGACACGCCCCCCACACCUCUGGCCGGCACAGCCCCUCCCAGUCCCAUCGGGGUUCUGCCUCCAGCGCUCACAGGCCAGAGAAGAGAACCAGCGAAUCCUCAGGGAUAUCUACUGGGAGCUCCUCUCGAGAAGGCCUGAAGCGUUCCAGAAAUGACCCCGCCAAGUGUGCAGCUGGCUCUUCCUCAGCUGCCAAACUUGGUGGCCUCGGCAACAGAGCAGGGGUUUCUGGGAAACACGAGUCCGGGAAACGUGAGUCCUAUUUGUCGUCCGCCAGCAAGUUUCCGGCGUCCAUGUCUGAGAAGCCACAUCGUCCAGCUUCCUCUAAGCCGGGCGCCAAGCCAGCAUCCGGGAAGGAGACCGCCAUAGGACAGGACUCAGAGGUCCAGUCCUCCAAUGCGCCACAGAAGAAGCCGAAUCCAACGCUGCAGAAGAAGAAUCCUCCAGGUUCCUACUUGCUCUAUCUGACGGGCCUUCCUGUAGAUGCCAAGUACCAGGAAGUGGUGUCACUGGUGCAGGCCUUCGGCAAGGUCACCAAUGUCCUCAUCAUCAGGAACGAGGAGGGGGAGGGGAAACAGGGGCAGCCGCAAUACAGUAAAGCCACUGUUUGCAUGCAGAAAGAGCAGGACGCUAAAGCGCUGGCUGAGUGCCUCACUCUCAACAUACGGGAACACCCCAUCUCUGUCUCUGACCAGAAUGGCGAGGAGGAGCUUACUUCCUCGAUACCUGUCAUUAUAAAAGGAGAAGUGAUCGGUGCUCCCAAGACACCUGCAGCCCCCACCGAGGCCAACUUGACCAUCAAAGGCCCAGAAGCCAGCGUUGGUCAGAAGAAUUCAAAUGAGAGAGGCAUGGUCAAGAUUACUGGACUUCCUGAAAGCGGCUGCUCCGAGAUUGAUAUCGCCAAGCUGGCCCAGCCCUUCGGAACACCUGUCAAGAUCCUCCUCAUCACCAAGCCCAGUGAGGCUCUGGUCACCAUGCAGGAUGUGGAGUCAGCCCAGGAGAUGGUGAAAGUUUACAAUGACAUGCCUGUCUGCAUCAACGAUUCUGUUCUGAACAUGAGCCUGCUUCCAAACCUCCUGGUGGACUUCAACAGACCGGUGGCACUUUUCCAUUCAUUGAUGGGACCCAGGAAUCCUGUUAGCGAGGUGGGAGGUGAUGAUGACUGGAACCGUCUCCUGGUUGUCAGUAACAUCCCGGCCACGCCCUCCGGCCCAACAGAGAUCCAGAAACUGGUCCAGCGCUUCGGCACAGUCCAACAGACUCUGGCACUCAAGGACAAGAUCAUCUUUGAGAUGGGAACAGCAGACAUGGCCAAGAGUGUCUUCAACCGCUUCCAGAAGUUUCCCUGCAUUGUUCAGAACAACAAGCUCGCCUUCUCCUGGAAACCUGAUCCCAAGAUUGAUCUACCUAAAGUCGACAUUUCCGCUGCCGGCUCAACGGCUUCAACUGGUGGCAAUGACUCCCAGACUGCAGAGACUACUAUGCCCCCUGGUGGCCAGGAGGACUCACUGUCUCAGUCAGGAUUAAAGGUGGAGUCAGGAACAGGGGUUGAUACUAAGGUUGAAGGACAGGAGGUUCAGCCAGGAAAUGAAGGGAUGAAGGUUGAAGGAGAGGUUCAAGCCACAAAGGAGUCUCCAGUGUUAGGAAGAAAGGAUCAAGAGAAGGAGCCAAAUGCAUCUUCCUUACAGCCAGCAGGAGUGAACCAGAGAGAAGCUACAGAACCCAACACAAACCAACCUGGAGGUCAGGGUGGAGAGGAGGUCACAGAGAAAGUUGCAGAAAUUUCAACAACGGAGUCUGAAGAAACUGAAGAACCAGUCUCCUCGGAUGCUUCCUCCGCUCCUCAAGCUGCUAAACCAGAGACUGAGAAAAUGUCCGUUUCCAGUUCCACAACAGCCACCUCCGCCCCAGCCCCAAAAGUUAUGGCGGCCAUCAUAGAGGCCUUACGACAGGAGAGCAGGAACAGAUCCUCUACCAAGGUUUCCACCGAACAGGCUGCAGCUGAGAAUCCUCCAGGUAAACAACCAAAAGAUAAGGAGACUCCAGAUGUUCAGGCUGCCCCCGCUCUACCCAGAGUGACCCCAGAGAUCCUGAAGGUUCUGCUGGAGGAGUGCAGGGUCCGGUCUUCCAGUAGGGCCGGCGCUGAGCAGGCCAGGAAGGAACAGGACCUGGCGCCCCCUGCAGGCCAAAAGCCAUCCACUGAAAACCGAAGAGGCCACAGUGGAGACAGGGAGUCUGGAAGAGAGCAGGUUACCAAGAAGAAGACCCGCGAGGAGGAAAGGGAGGAGAGGGAGAAAGCGAGGAGGGAGAGGGAGAAGGAGAGGGAGAAGAGGCUGAAGGCCCAAGAGGAGGAGAGGGAGAAAGGAAGGAGGGAGAGAGAGAAGAGGUGGUCCCACAGGGAACGGUCAUCAGGAUCACCGGGGUCCAGGUCCUCUAUGAGGUAUGAGGGGAGCCGGCGCAGUGGGAAGAGCGGCGCCAGGUCUGAGUCCAGGAGAGGAAACGGAGAGGAGAAACAGCAGGAAGAGGAGGAGUUAGGUGAGAAGCACAUCCCCUUCGACAUGGCGGACUUUGUGACUGUGGAUGAGGUGGGGGAAGUAGCUGUGGUGCCCCGUCCUCUCCCCGAGACUACCACAGAGGUGACUGAGGUUAUGGAGGUGACCGUCAACGACCCUGUGACCACAGCCUCUAAGGCGGAGCGGCAGGCACCAGAUGACACUACACCGAUGGAGGUGGAGGGUGAGCCUAGGGCAGCGAAGGUACAGGAGGAAGCUCUGGACAAACGAGAACAGAAGGAGGGGUUGUUCCCAGCAACCACAGAGGAGGGGUCAGUGAAGACUGCAGAGGGAACUGGGGAGGUGACCGAGGAGAAAGUUCCAGACUGUCAGGAUGACAUCAUCAAAGAGCCUGUGGUCACUGUGCCGAAGACGACCUGCGACGAGGUCACUGAGGAGUCGGAGGUGAAAGGUCACGAUGAGGCCACACCCACAGACGCACCUGCCGCCGCUGGAGAAGAGGAAAAGGAGGGUGGGCGAUUGGAGGAUCUCAACAUUGGGACGUUUUUGACGGUGGACGAGGUGGGACAGGUGGAGGAGGACGGGGAGAAGAGGUCUGCUGAGACGGUGGAGUCUAAGCGAAGGAGGACAUCUCAGGAGGACAGAGAGGAGGAGACAGUGAGGCGGAAGAUGAAGAUGGAACCCCUCUUUUAUAAGGACUACAGCAUCCCUCCUUUCAACCCUGACAGACCUGUCGGAAUGGAGUUUCUGGUCCCCAAGUCAGGCUUCUUCUGCAAGGUGUGUUCUAAGUUCUACAGCGGAACUGACGAGGCCGAGAAGAACCACUGCAAGACCCUCAAACACCAUCAAAACCUUGAGAAAUCCCUGGAGAAGUGGAGAGUGAAGACUGACUCUCCAUGAUGAGAUGAAGAGUUAAAUAUUGACUGGAUGUGACCCAACCACUGACUGACUUCAUUCAUGUCUUAACUCUUUUCCCACUUCUUGUUUUUGUUUUUCUUCACCAUGGGUCCAAUCUCUCCCUCUCACACUCACUCACACAACUAUAACUGUUUCAUUUUGUUAGUUCUUUUCCCAUGAUAUAAGAGAAGUGAUUCAAUAGAGAGAAAUGAAAGUAGAAACCAGUGUACAAUGAAAAUAAAGUGUUUUAUUCAA
Molecule: messenger RNA, 5535 nt
Organism: Salmo salar (Atlantic salmon)
Lineage: Eukaryota; Metazoa; Chordata; Actinopteri; Salmoniformes; Salmonidae
Source: RefSeq, a predicted model, not a curated record